Molecule: messenger RNA, 1629 nt
Organism: Loxodonta africana (African savanna elephant)
Lineage: Eukaryota; Metazoa; Chordata; Mammalia; Proboscidea; Elephantidae
Product: histone H2AX
Exons: 1
Coding region: 77-508 (143 amino acids)
Biological process (GO): heterochromatin formation; DNA damage response
Cellular component (GO): chromatin; nucleosome
Molecular function (GO): structural constituent of chromatin; protein heterodimerization activity; DNA binding
Source: RefSeq, a predicted model, not a curated record
GCAGCAGUUGACUGCGGCGGGGAGCUGGCCGGAGGCCUGUUGAGGCGUUCUCCAACGAUCUACUACCUCGCGCAGCAUGUCCGGGCGCGGCAAGACCGGCGGCAAGGCCCGCGCCAAGGCCAAGUCGCGCUCGUCGCGUGCGGGCCUCCAGUUUCCAGUGGGCCGGGUGCACCGGCUGCUGCGGAAGGGCCAUUACGCCGAGCGGGUCGGCGCCGGCGCGCCCGUGUACCUGGCGGCGGUGCUCGAGUACCUGACUGCCGAGAUCCUGGAGCUGGCGGGCAACGCGGCCCGCGACAACAAGAAGACGCGGAUCAUCCCGCGCCACCUGCAGCUCGCCAUCCGCAACGACGAAGAGCUCAACAAGCUGCUGGGCGGCGUGACGAUCGCCCAGGGAGGCGUCCUGCCCAACAUCCAGGCCGUGCUGCUGCCCAAGAAGACCAGCGCCACCGUGGGGCCUAAGGCGCCUGCGGGCGGCAAGAAGACCACGCAGGCCUCUCAGGAGUACUGAGGGCGCCCGCCCGUAGCGGGGCGUCCCGGCCCUCCCCGUGCCACCACAACGGCCCUUUUAAGGGCCACCACCGCCCUCACGGAAAGAGCUGAGCCACGGCUGGCCCCGAGACGGGCGGCCCCGGCCCUCCGCUUUCCCCCGCGCCCUCGUCUCCCGCCGCCCAGGCCCCGCGCCCCGCCGGCCUCGCUCCCCUCCCGUCCCCUGCCCGCGCCCGCUGCCCGCCCCGGAGCCGGGGUGCAGGCCCUCGCCCUCGGCCGCGGGGAAAGGGACAGCCAGGCCGCGCUUGCAGGAGCCCGCGGCUGUUGGGACUCGGCUCUCGCGCCUGCGCGGCCUGCUUCGGCGGCGCUCUGGGGCGGCCCUUCGGCGCGUGGUGCCGGGGACGAGCGGGGCCAGCACCUGCUGUCCGUGCUCGCGGCUCGCCGCCGCCAGGCCCCGGACGCGCCGGAGCGAGGUGCGUGGCCGGCGGCGCCGCGGCCUGAAGGUGAGUCGGUUCGAGCAGCCAGCCCGGCCCCCAGCGGCUGCAGCCUUGUCCCCGGUACUCCUCCAGCUUGGUGCUCAGCCCGGGACCUCUGAUUUCCAGGCUUCGACGGGAGAGAAGUCGGUCCCUAAUUUGCUCUGGUGCCCCCCUCGCUGCCAAAUCAUGGGGCUUUCACAUCAGAUCCUCUCCGUCUUAACUCGCAGGCCUGUCCGGCGGGCCAGGGUCAAACUCGUCCUAAGGUGACCAUCUUUUCUCCAGAGGUGACUGCUGUUGGGGUUCACGGUUAGCGGCGUGGCCAGCACGAGUCGUGGAUGUGCCUGCAAGACCGGCAGCCAGGCCUGCCCACUCCACCCUGAUGUCCCUCCCGGCAACUCAACUCAGCAACCCACGCACCUACUUACUAGAUACCAGCAAAAGUCAGUUAAGCCCUGUCUGAACUGAGCCUCUGUUGGCUUCUGAACUGGAAUUUUGCAGAUAACCCAUCUAUGACUAAUACCUUAGGUAUUGGGGUGUUUCAGGUGGACUAAUUUUGUUUAUUAAAUGGUUGGUUUUUUUAAAAAAAUGAAAUGUCUGUUUUCAUUUUGUCAAAGAGUUGUAGGAUUGACGAGUUUGUAACAAUCUCCUGAGGUACUGUGGGGGACUA